Eufriesea mexicana is the source of this 3460-nucleotide messenger RNA. RefSeq names its product DNA polymerase delta 1, catalytic subunit (gene PolD1). Gene Ontology annotation, molecular function: DNA binding; DNA-directed DNA polymerase activity; nucleotide binding. Gene Ontology annotation, biological process: nucleotide-excision repair, DNA gap filling; DNA-templated DNA replication; base-excision repair, gap-filling. NCBI's taxonomy places the organism in Eukaryota, Metazoa, Arthropoda, Insecta, Hymenoptera, Apidae. The transcript is spliced from 15 exons. The record is from RefSeq and is a predicted model, not a curated record. Bases 63 to 3368 code for a protein of 1101 amino acids. Gene Ontology annotation, cellular component: delta DNA polymerase complex.
UUAAUGUUCAUGACCAAGAUAAGUAUUUAAUAAUUCUGUCAUUUAAAAUACAAUAAGACAAGAUGAGCAAGAAACAAUUUUUAGGACCACCCGUUGCAAAAAGGGCAAAACAGCGAGAUGAAAAUAAAAAUGAUUAUCCUGGUUCUUUUGAGGCUGAAUUAGCUAUUAUGGAUGAAAUGGAUGAGGAAUUUGGAGAUAUGUUACAAAUUAUAGGAGAGCCAACUGAUGUACAAUUAAAUAAAUCAGAGGCAGGACCUGAACAAGAAAAUACAUCAUUAAAAUGGAGCAGACCUCAACCUCCACAAUUGAAUCCACUAAAGGAUGCAUUAAUUUUUCAACAAAUAGAUAUUGACCACUAUAAUGGCACACCAUUACAUGGAAUGCCAGGCAGUAAUAUAGCUCCUGUACCAAUAAUGAGAAUGUUUGGCGUUACAGAAUUAGGAAAUUCAGUUUGUUGUCAUAUUCACGGAUUUAGUCCUUAUUUAUAUGUUACAGCACCACAAAAUUUUAAUGAACAUCAUUGUAGAUUAUUUAAGGAAACUUUAAAUAAAACUAUGUUAAAAGAAAUGAGAUCAAAUCCAGAAAAUGUUCAAGUGGCUGUGCUAGCUGUGGAACGAGUGUAUAAGCAAAGCAUGUAUGGCUAUGCAGGAUGUGAGAAAUCAUUAUUUUUAAAAAUCACAGUAGCACUUCCCAGAUUAGUAUCACUUUGUAAGAAAGUGGUAGAAAGUGAAACUCUUUUAUCUGAAUUUGAUCAUAAGUACACUGCUUUUGAAAGCAAUAUUGAUUUUGAUAUUAGAUUUAUGGUUGACACAUCAGUAGUUGGAUGUUCAUGGAUUGAAUUACCACCAAAAACAUGGAAACUUCGCCAACAUUAUGGACAUAAUUUACAACUGACUACAAGGUGUCAAUUGGAAGUGGAUAUUGCAUGGGAUGCUUUCAUUGCACAUGCCCCAGAAGGAGAAUGGUCAAAAAUUGCACCAUUUAGAAUUCUUAGCUUUGAUAUUGAAUGCGCGGGUCGCAAAGGUAUUUUUCCUGAACCAAAUCAUGAUCCGAUUAUACAAAUUGCUAAUAUGGUUAUAAGACAAGGAGAUCCAGACCCAUUUCUGCGAAAUAUUUUUACCCUUGAUACAUGUGCACCAAUUGUUGGUUCUCAAGUUUUAAGUUUUGAUAAAGAACAUAAAAUGUUGGAUAAAUGGGCUGACUUUGUCAGACAGUUAGACCCCGAUAUUUUUACAGGAUAUAACAUAAAUAAUUUUGAUUUUCCUUAUCUGAUUAAUCGGGCAAAGCAUCUUAACGUAAAAGAUUUUUGUUUUCUUGGACGAAUAAAAAAUAUAAAAUCCGUAAUUAAAGUUAAAGUACUUCAGAAUAAACAAAUGGGUCGACGUGAAAAUAAAUCUAUUAAUUUCGAAGGACGAGUUCCAUUUGAUCUGUUACUGGUACUGGUCCGAGAUUAUAAGUUGAGAUCUUAUACUUUAAAUGCUGUCUCUUAUCAUUUUCUACAAGAACAGAAAGAAGAUGUCCAUCACAGUAUUAUUACAGACUUACAAAAUGGGGAUGCACAAACACGUCGACGGCUGGCGGUUUACUGUUUAAAAGAUGCAUACUUGCCACUUAGAUUGUUAGAUAAAUUAAUGUGUAUUUUCAUCUACAUGGAAAUGGCAAGAGUCACUGGAGUUUCUAUAUCUUGUUUGUUAACUCGGGGACAACAAAUAAAAGUCGUUUCACAAUUAUUAAGAAAGAUUCGAGAAAAAGACUAUGUAAUGCCAGUUCAUCAUGGGCAAGCUAGUGACGAACAAUUUGAAGGUGCAACGGUUAUAGAACCAAAACGCGGCUAUUAUAAUGAUCCUAUUGCAACUUUAGAUUUCAAUUCUCUGUAUCCAAGUAUUAUCAUGGCUCACAACUUGUGUUAUAGUACAUUGUUAAAGCAGGACAAACAAAUUAAAUACAAGGUUGAUAAAGACAAUGUGACUAUAACUCCAAUUGAAUCAAAAUUUAUCAAAGCUUCUGUUAGAAAAGGAAUUCUUCCAGAAAUUUUAGAGAGUCUCUUGUCAGCUAGAAAGGCAGCAAAAGCAGAAUUGAAGAAAGAGACUGAUCCAUUGAAACAAAAAGUUUUGGAUGGUAGACAAUAUGCUUUAAAAGUGUCAGCCAAUUCAGUUUAUGGUUUCACUGGUGCACAAAUGGGAAAAUUGCCUUGUUUGGAGAUUUCUGGUAGUGUCACUGCAUAUGGGCGUAGUAUGAUAGAACAAACAAAGCAUGAAGUGGAACAGCAGUUCUGUGUUUCUAAAGGGUAUAAAAAUGAUGCAGUAGUCAUAUAUGGUGACACUGAUUCUGUAAUGGUUAAAUUUGGUGUAAAAACAGUUGAAGAAGCCAUGGAACUUGGUAGAGAAGCAGCAGAAUAUGUAUCUUCAAAAUUUUUAAAACCAAUAAAAUUAGAAUUUGAAAAAGUAUAUUUUCCGUAUUUAUUAAUUAACAAAAAACGAUACGCUGGUCUAUACUUUACUCGACCAGAUAAAUACGAUAAAAUGGACUGUAAAGGUCUGGAAACUGUACGAAGAGAUAAUUGUCCACUGGUAGCAAACAUGAUGAAUACCUGUUUACAAAAAUUACUCAUUGACAGAAAUCCCAAUGAUGCUCUAAAUUAUGCCAAGGAGAUUAUAAGUGAUCUUUUGUGUAAUCGUAUUGAUAUUUCGCAGUUAGUAGUUACAAAAGAAUUAACUAAGACUGAUUAUGCAGCUAAACAAGCACAUGUUGAAUUAGCAGCAAAAAUGAAAAAGCGAGAUGCUGGAAAUGCCCCAAAACUUGGUGACAGAGUUCCAUAUGUUUUUAUACUAGCGGGCAGAGGUAUGCCCGCUUAUCAAAAGGCAGAAGAUCCAAUCUAUGUUUUAGAAAACAAUAUUCCAAUAGAUACAAAUUAUUACUUAGAGAAUCAGUUAGCCAAACCAUUAGUACGUAUUUUUGAGCCAAUUCUUGGUGACAAGGCUGAAUCACUUUUAUUAAAAGGAGAUCAUACACGCACAAAAUCAAUUGUUACAUCGAAAGUUGGUGCUUUGUCCGCAUUUACACGUAAAAAGGAAAUAUGCUUAGGUUGUAAAGCCGUUUUAACACCAGAAAGGGAAAAGAUGGCAGUAUGUAUACAUUGUGAGCCAAAUGAAGCAGAAUUCUAUCAAAAUGAAUUGUAUUUAGGUAGAAAACUGGAAGAAAAAUUUUGUAGAUUAUGGACAGAGUGCCAAAGAUGUCAAGGAAGUCUUCAUCAAGAAGUAAUAUGUACAAAUCGUGAUUGCCCAAUAUUCUAUAUGAGAAAAAAGAUUCAAGUGGAAUUAGACACUCAGAUUAAACGAAUUGAAAGGUUUGGAAUUCCAGCAUGGUGAAGUUAGACUGAAUAGUAUAACAGAUGUUUUGAAGAUUUGGAAUGUUCUGUUUUUAAGAGCAUCUAAUCCAAGUGCCUGAUGUACCUCUGCGA